AUGUCCAAGGUCGCAGUGAAGCUCCAGUUCGAGCAGUCCACCAAGGACGCGCUCGAGGCAUGGCAACAAACCAUCCGCGACAACGCGAUCAACAUCAUCCAAAAGACGCUGCCUGGCAAGAUCCUCUCGCUCAACGCAAAGAUCGCCGAGGUAGACUCGAACAGGGAGCACCUCUUCUCCAAGAGCCGCUACUACGAGCCCUCUGCCAUUGGGACCGAUGUCACAGUCUAUCCCGCCCCUUCUUCUUCCAGCGACUCGGACCUUCCGUCAAGUAAGAAGCGCAAGACAGAGGCUGCUGCGGUGAAUGGCGAGACUCCCUCGCACGAAGAGUCGGCACACGUCUUUACGGGAAUCGUCAAGACACCGGUCUACCUCAGCAAAGCCUUCGACGAGCUGCGUGCCGAGUGGGACGAGCUAAUCGAGAUUAUGGACGCACUCAAAAUGUACAUCAACCUGCAGAUGCCCCAGAUCGAAGACGGCGAUACGUUUGGCGUUUCGAUCCAAGAAGAGGCGCUCAACGAAAUCGUUCGCUCGCAGGACGCAGCAUACAACCUCAUCGCAACACCCUACACCUACCAUUCUGCACGCGGAGAUAUGGCCGCCAAACUCGUAAGAUUCCCCGGGGUGGAGGACUACGCAGAGGCUAUCCGAGAACAUGAUAGGAAGUCGGUAUACAGACUCAAGAUGCAACUCACCGACGUGAGGAACAUGUAUGCCGUCGUCAACGACAUUUUGUCUAAGAAUAUCGCCAAGAUCUCGUGCCCAAAGUCGGGGAAUCAGAUGGGAAGCUACAGCUAG
Moesziomyces antarcticus is the source of this 798-nucleotide messenger RNA. Its product is annotated as proteasome activator complex subunit 3. Gene Ontology annotation, molecular function: endopeptidase activator activity. Gene Ontology annotation, cellular component: cytoplasm; proteasome activator complex; nucleoplasm. The record is from RefSeq and is a predicted model, not a curated record. Lineage: Eukaryota; Fungi; Basidiomycota; Ustilaginomycetes; Ustilaginales; Ustilaginaceae. The transcript has a single exon. Gene Ontology annotation, biological process: regulation of proteasomal protein catabolic process; positive regulation of endopeptidase activity; regulation of G1/S transition of mitotic cell cycle. Bases 1 to 798 code for a protein of 265 amino acids.